UCUGAAACUGAUGUCAUCCGAAAAUUGAAAGUUAGCCGAAUGUUACAUUUUACACAAAAUAUAUUGGAAAAUCUCGAUUAGUUUAAUUAGCAAAAAGUAUUAAUUAAAAUGGAGCUGAACGAUGUUAUUGUGAAUCAACCCGUCGUUAUAGACAAUGGCUCUGGAGUCAUCAAGGCUGGUUUCGCCGGCGAUCAGAUACCAAAAUGCAGAUUUCCGAACUACAUCGGCCGUCCGAAGCACGUGCGAGUGAUGGCCGGAGCCCUGGAGGGCGAGCUGUUCGUGGGCCCGCGCGCCGAGGAGCACCGGGGCCUGCUGAGCAUCAAGUACCCCAUGGAGCACGGCAUCGUCACCGAUUGGAACGACAUGGAGCGAGUGUGGAACUAUAUCUACAGCAAGGACCAGCUGUCCACGUUCUCGGAGGAGCACCCCGUGCUGCUGACGGAGGCGCCGCUCAACCCGCGCCGGAACAGGGAGAAGGCGGCCGAGAUCUUCUUCGAGACCAUCAACGUCCCGGCGCUGUUCCUAUCCAUGCAGGCCGUGCUCAGCCUGUACGCGACGGGGCGCACGACGGGGGUCGUGCUGGACGCGGGCGACGGGGUCACGCACUCGGUGCCCAUCUACGAGGGGUUCGCCAUGCCGCACAGCAUCAUGAGGGUCGACGUGGCCGGCCGUGACGUCACUCGGUACCUCAGAUUAUUACUCCGGAAAGAGGGUGUGAACCUCCGGACGUCAGCGGAGCUGGAGAUCGUGAGGUCCAUCAAGGAGAGGGCCUGCUACCUCUCGCCCAACCCGCUCAAAGAGGAGGCCAUGGACUCGGAGAGGGCGCAGUACACCCUGCCUGAUGGCACACAACUUGAGAUCGGCCCAGCGAGGUUCCGGGCCCCAGAAGUGUUGUUCAGGCCUGACCUCAUCGGAGAGGAGUGUGAAGGUCUGCACGAGGUGCUGAUGUUCGCGAUCCAGAAGUCGGACAUGGACCUGCGCAAGGUGCUGUACCAGAACAUCGUGCUCAGCGGCGGCUCCACGCUGUUCCGGGGCUUCGGCGACCGCCUGCUGGCCGAGAUACGGCGCCUCGCGCCCAAGGACAUGAAGAUACGGAUCUCAGCGCCCCAGGAGCGGCUGUACUCCACGUGGAUAGGGGGUUCGAUUCUCGCGUCGCUCGACACGUUCCGCAAGAUGUGGGUCUCCAAGCGGGAGUACGAUGAGGAGGGACACCGCGCCGUGCAUCGCAAGACGUUCUAAUGUAGACUCUAACCACUAAUGAAUAGAGUUCACUAUACAAUACUGUGAAUUUUCCAAGUGAAAAAAAAACUUUUCUUACACUUUU
Bicyclus anynana (squinting bush brown) is the source of this 1324-nucleotide messenger RNA. RefSeq names its product beta-centractin (gene Arp1). Bases 109 to 1239 code for a protein of 376 amino acids. The transcript has 9 exons. NCBI's taxonomy places the organism in Eukaryota, Metazoa, Arthropoda, Insecta, Lepidoptera, Nymphalidae. The record is from RefSeq and is a predicted model, not a curated record.